This is a messenger RNA of Fraxinus pennsylvanica, 537 nucleotides long. Lineage: Eukaryota; Viridiplantae; Streptophyta; Magnoliopsida; Lamiales; Oleaceae. The record is from the annotation of a GenBank genome assembly.
AUGAUUCUUGGAGAAAAGGUAAUAAGUGGAAAAGUAGUUUUGAAUUUGGCUGCUCCUGUGUGUAUCAAUGGAGCAUUUCGUUGGCUAGGUGAAUACAAGCUCCCAAGGUAUAUGAAUUCACUGAAUUUGGUGACUCUGAUGUACGAGAAAGUACCUAUGCCCAGAUGUGAUACAGUUGGUCUUCGACAUUUUUCAUUGGGAGUCUUUAGGGGAUGCCUUUGUUUGCUUUAUAAAUGUAAUAUAAAGUUGGAUGUAAGGACGGUGAAUGACUGUGGCAUCAAGGAAUCUUGGAAUAAAUACGCUUGCAUUAUGGAUGUCGAGAAUUAUUCGUUCAACGAACCAUUGCCAUUAGAUGUAGUAUUCGUAAUGAACUAUGGGUCAGCUUUGAUGUUAUACGAUUCAAGUGCUGAAACAUCCAAUUUCCAUGAGAAUUCUUUUAUUGAUGGGCCUUAUCUUGAAGCAGUUACCUACAUUGAAAGUCUUGUUUUGUCCAGCUUUAACCAUGAGGAUACCCAUUGUCUGGACAAUAGAGAAUAA